Striga asiatica is the source of this 2242-nucleotide messenger RNA. The record is from the annotation of a GenBank genome assembly. Lineage: Eukaryota; Viridiplantae; Streptophyta; Magnoliopsida; Lamiales; Orobanchaceae.
AUUAAACUGAGGCCACAACAAAAUAUCACUGGCACACACUCCGCCUAACCUCAGCCACAUCUCGGUUACUCCCCUCUUUAUUUAACCCUUCUCACCGCACUUUAGCACCACACACCAAAUCGCAAAUCCACAACAAAUCUAAAUAAGCAAGGACUCUGUCUGUCUCUCUCUCUCUCUCUCAGUUUGCCAUUGCCAGAGAGGGAGCCCUGGAUUUCAAAUAGAAUUUCGCAAGAGUCCCUUCUAUCCUUUUCUGCUUUCUCUUGAGGGGUUAAGAACCCGGAGAAGAAGAGUUGUCCACAAUCACGGCUUUAUUCAGAGUGAACCGACCCGCUGUCACACAUGUUCGUUCAGUCCGACGCAAGGGUUGUGUGACCGCGAGCAACCCUUCGCCGCACGGCGGACGUGGAGCCUUGCCGUCCGAAGGCGGCAGCCCCUCCGACCUCCUCUUCCUCGCCGGCGGCGGUUCUUUCCUUGUGUAGUUUACCCUAGAUAGUAUUCUCAAUUUUUUGUUUAAUUCUUUUGGCUUAUUGUGUGUAUUCGAGAAAUUCGAUCUAGAAUCUAUUUGGGUUAUUGACUGAAGAGAGCUGAAAAACUAUACAAAAGGUAUAGUUGUUUGAGAAAGAGAGUUUUAAAGAUGAUGCUAAGGAUUAAGCGGGUUCCUACUGUGGUUUCCAACUACCAAAAGGAAGAGGCUGAGGACGUUGGGGCUCGCCAAGCGUCUGGCUGUGGCCGCAAUUGCCUCAGGAGCUGCUGCCUUCCAGGUUCGAAGCUGCCAUUGUAUGCUUUUAAGAAGGCGAAUGAGGUUGGUAGUGGAAAGAGUCUUGUUAGCACCGUGAAAAAUGAAGCUCCAACUGACUUUCUGAAUUCCCUUCUUCUCGGAGAGUGGGAGGAUCGCAUGAAGAGAGGACUCUUUCGCUAUGAUGUCACUGCUUGCGAAACCAAGGUAAUUCCUGGGGAGUAUGGAUUUAUUGCACAGCUGAAUGAGGGCAGACAUCUGAAGAAAAGGCCAACAGAGUUUCGUGUUGACAAGGUCCUUCAGCCCUUUGAUGAGAACAAGUUCAACUUCACUAAAGUCGGGCAAGAGGAGGUCCUGUUUCAAUUUGAGGCCAGUGAGGAUGACCAAGUUCACUUCUUUCCAAAUGCGCCCAUUGAUACAGAGAGUUCGCCUAGCGUUGUUGCCAUUAAUGUUAGUCCUAUUGAAUACGGACAUGUGUUGCUUGUCCCUCAAAUUCUCGAGCGCUUACCACAGCGAAUCGAUCGAGACAGCUUCUUUCUGGCUCUCCAGAUGGCUGAAGAAGCUGGGAAUCCCUACUUCCGAUUGGGUUACAACAGCUUGGGUGCUUUUGCCACCAUCAAUCACCUUCACUUUCAGGCUUACUACUUAGCUGCACCUUUCCCCAUUGAGAGGGCCCCUUCCAAGAAGAUAACCACCACAGGUGGUGGGGUCAGAAUUUCUGAUAUUCUCAAUUAUCCAGUUAGAGGUCUGGUUUUCGAGGGUGGAAAUUCUCUACAAGAUUUAUCCAAUGUUGUCUCGGAUUCUUGCAUUUGCCUGCAGGAGAACAACAUACCCUACAAUGUGCUCAUUGCCGAUUCUGGCAAACGAAUUUUCCUCUUCCCACAGUGCUAUGCGGAAAAACAAGCCUUAGGGGAAGUGAGCCCUGAGUUACUCGACACUCAAGUCAAUCCAGCAGUUUGGGAGAUUAGUGGACACAUGGUACUGAAACGAAAGGAGGAUUAUGAAGGGGCAUCUGAGGAAAAUGCAUGGAAGCUCCUAGCAGAGGUUUCAUUGUCCGAGGAGAGGCUGGAAGAAGUGAAGGAGCUUAUAUUUGAAGCCAUUUGCUGCAAAGUGAAGGAAGAAAUUGUUGGUCAUACUACUAUGGAGGAGGAUCCAGAUGGGACGUCUGAGUCUCAUGAAGACGACUUAGAUGCCCUCAAGGGCCUCCAGCCAGCCUUGGUGCCUGUGUAGUGGAGCAUUUCUUCUGUUUUAUGCACGUGAUUUUUAAGUGUUUCUGCAAAUUGAACUGUGUGUUGGAUUUAUUGCCUAAAUAAUGUUGCUCUGGACAAAUUAUGUAUGUAACUUCUGUCUGGUGGUAAUGUUGGAUUAUUAUUUAUGCUCGUGUAGGACACCAUGUCGUGAUCGUUGCUUUAUUUGGUGAGACUGUUGAAAUGAACUUUCUUCAAAUCUGUCCUUCAACUUUGUUGUCAUUCUGUUUCCAUGUUCCUUUUUUUUUUUUCUUUUUCU